Molecule: messenger RNA, 1808 nt
Organism: Boleophthalmus pectinirostris (great blue-spotted mudskipper)
Lineage: Eukaryota; Metazoa; Chordata; Actinopteri; Gobiiformes; Gobiidae
Gene: tmem91
Product: transmembrane protein 91
Exons: 4
Coding region: 1155-1808 (217 amino acids)
Cellular component (GO): membrane; intracellular membrane-bounded organelle
Source: RefSeq, a predicted model, not a curated record
UCCUAAUAGCCUAUUUGAAAUGAACAGCAAUGCCAUAUGCGGAGAGGAAGGGCCAUAUUGCGCACGUGCAGGGAGUGAUCCUCAUCGCUCCCAUGUCCCUGAUCUGUGAUAGGACGUGGGAAGGGUUAUCCUAUUAUUUCAGUGUCGUUAACAGAAGGCUUUAGGACCCCGCGGUGUAGCACUGGUCAGCAGCAGACCCGAGGCAGAGCAGAGGCGGAGAGGAUGCGGAGGAGAGGGCUGCGGCUGCGACAAUGUGACAGCGAGAGGACUGCAGAAAGUUGACGCCCGGAAAGAUGAACUGAAUUUUGGGUGAUUUGUAAACCCCGAUAGAUGAAGAAAGGGGCAGUGUGACACACAGGUUUAACGGGAUAAGCGCAAAAGGCACACCUGUGUUUAGGUCUUCCGUUGACCUCAGCUCGUGCGUUUCGAGCUGUGCACCUGAACUGCAGCCUACAGACUCAAUGCACUGGAAUCAUCCUGAACGAACAGCACACGAGCAGCUGAGAAGAAGAGAAAUGACUGACGAGAACCCUUCACUUGGACUUCUACUCUUAUAUAAGAUGAAGUGUGGUACUGCUCAAGUUCCCAUAGGAGCCUAGCAGAGCCCACAAUAACCCAAAGCCAUAAAUCACCACAGAAGCACUCCAACUGUCCAUUAUGCUCCAAUGUAGCAGUACAGGAACAGGGGUGUUGUUAUGCUGCUGACCCAACAACAUACACCAAAGGAUGCUAUUUCUGGCACCUCAUUGCUUUCAGAGAUUAGUUGCCCUCCAAUAUGGCCCCAAUCUGUUCAUUUGCCACUAGUUUGACUGCAAACACCCUGUGAAUCAAUCUCGUCACCAUCUCCCAGGGAUCUGUAUGCACUUUUUUUUUACAAAGGCCAUCGGAUUGUUCCACACAACCUUGAAACAAAUGGAUUAUUAUAUGCAUAUAAUAAAGAAAUUAUAAACACAAGCACCUAAUGCUACAGACACACCUAUCGAAUACAGUGAGAGUCAACAAGAAAUAUCACCUAAAAAAAGAAUACGACGCAUCUUUAAAAUAACAAAUGCAAAGGAUCUUCCUUUUAAUAGUCGGGACACCUUUCAGGAAAAGCAGCAUGUACUGAUUGAUUCAUAAUUUGCUGUUAAUGUUUUUGGCAUUAACUGAGCAAAAUGGAAAAAGUGGAUGAGUUGGAGCACCCUCUUCUGGGAGAGGGUACAAAUAAUAAAAAUGUGUCAGGACCUGUGCCUGUGUCCACAUAUUCCCCUGGUGAGCGGUUUAAAGGGGUCUUAGUAAAGUGUGAGGAGGAUCAAGUGUAUCCUCCACUCGCAUGGAGUAGUUACUGCGGACACCCCCCUGAGAUCCCACAGCAGCAGCUCUUGGACCCCUGCUCUCUGCCUCGCACACUGGAGUCCUACUACCCAGGUGGGCCUUUGUGGGGUCAUACAGACUCAUUGCUUAAUAAGGACUAUCUGGAGACUACCUUUGUGGACAUACGGCCUGGCUCAACACUGGAAAGGAAGCUGAUGGCUGAAGCUCAGGACUACCACAGUACCUACAGCAUGGAGGAUGAGGACGACCUGCUCCCAGACUCAGAUGAUUCGUCCAUUGACGAUUACACAGACACAGACAGUGAGAGCAACUUCCCUCUAAUGAUACCACAGGACUACUUGGGUCUGGCCUUCUUCUCUAUGCUCUGCUGCUUUUGGCCACUGGGGAUUGCUGCAUUCUACCUGUCACAAAAGGUAUCUUUCCAGCAAAUUGGAGAAAUGCCAGCAAAUGGCAAAGGCCUUUUGACCCAAUCAAUGGCCUUCAUUAAGGUUUAA